AGAGAGUCUUUUUCGAGUUUUAUUUACUACAUUGUUGGAAGAUGCGGAUUUUUAAAGGUUUUAGUCUGAAAUCCGUCGCGGAGAAAACACAAGUCGGUCUGGUUUGAGGAAGCAGCUCAGCGGCGGGGAGUGUUGUUUCUCCACGGUUCUCAUGUGUGCUAUAAGUCCCGCCUCCUGCAGCCAGCUCUCACUCGUUCAGCUGAACACAGACACGCACGUAGACAUGGCAGAGGAAGCUCCCGCAGCAGCGCCGGCGAAAGCCGCCGCCAAGUCCCCCAAGAAGAAGAAGGCCGCCGCCCGGCCCAAGAAGGAUGGACCCAGCAUCUCCAAGCUCAUCGUGGCCGCCGUGGCCGAGUCCAAGGAGCGCAAGGGUGUGUCCCUGGCGGCGAUCAAGAAGGUGCUGGCGGCCAAAGGCGUGGACGUGAACAAGGCCAACAAGCGCAUCAACACCGCCGUCACCAAGCUGGUCACCAAAGGGACCCUGAGCCAGACUAAAGGCACCGGAGCAUCCGGCUCCUUCAAGCUGGCUAAGGAGCCCAAGGCCGCCAAACCAGCCAAGAAGGUGGUGAAGAAGAAGGCUCCCGUCAAAGCCAAGAAACCCGCCGCUAAGAAGACCGCCGCGGCCAAAAAGCCCGCAGCCAAGAAACCCGCCGCCAAGAAGUCCCCGAAGAAAGCCCCGGCCAAGAAAGCAGCGACCAAGAAGGUGGCCAAGAAGAGCCCCAAGAAGCUCGUUGCGAAGAAGCCAAAGGCCGCCAAGAAGGCCGCGGUCAAGAAAACCGCCGCCAAGAAACCCGCAGCCAGGAAGACCAAGAAGUAGAUCCACCGCUUCAUCCAGCGUCACCGCAACAAAGGCUCUUUUAAGAGCCACCACACAGUCCACUCCAGAGCUUUCCUCCGAGACCUCAACCUCCCGUCAGUACUAGAAACAAAAUGAUUUGGUUCCAAACCCGCUGUCAGCAAUAAAUGUUAAAGUCGCACAAACACAUAACUUGU
Molecule: messenger RNA, 993 nt
Organism: Oryzias melastigma (Indian medaka)
Lineage: Eukaryota; Metazoa; Chordata; Actinopteri; Beloniformes; Adrianichthyidae
Product: histone H1-like
Exons: 1
Coding region: 152-817 (221 amino acids)
Biological process (GO): nucleosome assembly; chromosome condensation; negative regulation of DNA recombination
Cellular component (GO): nucleosome; nucleus
Molecular function (GO): nucleosomal DNA binding; double-stranded DNA binding; structural constituent of chromatin
Source: RefSeq, a predicted model, not a curated record